Messenger RNA from Menidia menidia (Atlantic silverside), 3004 nucleotides. Lineage: Eukaryota; Metazoa; Chordata; Actinopteri; Atheriniformes; Atherinopsidae. The record is from the annotation of a GenBank genome assembly.
UCAGGCACAUAAAAAGGAAACAUACUCUUUUUCCUCUUUACAUGUCUCACUUUCUAUUUAUGUAUACUUUGCUGAAAAGGUGAUAUAGAUUGCUGCUGGCUGCUGUCAAGGAUGGCCGUCACCUUACGUUGUGUUGUUUUUAUCAUCUGGGUUGGUCUAGGUAAUGUUUGGGGAAAUGAAAAGGUUUAUUCGGACAACAUUACUCGAAUCUUGGAUAGACUUUUGGAUGGUUAUGACAAUAGACUGCGACCUGGCUCUGGAGGUAGUGUUACAGAAGUGAAAACAGAUAUAUUUGUCACCAGCUUUGGACCAGUUUCGGAUGUUAAAAUGGAGUACACCAUGGACAUGUUCUUUCGCCAGAUGUGGGUCGAUGAGCGUCUCAAAUUUGAGGGGCCUAUUGAAAUCCUGCGUCUGAAUAAUCGGAUGGUGGAGAAAAUUUGGACGCCAGACACUUUCUUCAGAAACUCCAUGAAGUCUAUUUCUCAUAACAUGACCACGCCCAACAAGCUCUUCCGUAUUAUGCAGAACGGGACUGUCCUGUACACCAUGAGACUGACCAUAAGUGCUGAGUGCCCAAUGAGGCUUGUGGAUUUCCCCAUGGAUGGUCAUGCCUGUCCUCUUAGGUUUGGAAGCUGUCACUACUCUGUGCAGGUGGUCCAUUUCCUUCUCCAGAGGAAGCUCGGCUACUACCUCAUACAGACCUAUAUCCCUCUCAUAAUGGUUGUUGUACUGUCGCAAGUCUCAUUUUGGAUCAACAAAGAGUCUGUUCCUGCGCGCACAGUUGCCGGCAUCACCACGGUGCUCACCAUGACCACCUUGAGCAUCAGCGCCCGCCAGUCUUUGCCCAAAGUCGCCUACGCCACAGCCAUGGAUUGGUUUAUUGCUGUGUGCUUUGCCUUUGUUGCAUCGGCCCUCAUUGAAUUUGCAGCGGUGAACUACUUCGCCACCUUGGAGCUCAACCGUCUGAAGAAGCAGAAGGCCAGACAAGACCGGCUGGAGGCGUUGGCCGCCGGCAGUGAGGAUGACGACACGAUUUCGACGGACAGCAACCCCAGAGAAGGCCUGAAAAGGAGAAACCACUCAGUGAGCUGCAGUGAGCCAGGAGAUACUCCACCUAUGCAGAUUUUCCUCCAGCAGGGUUCAGCCUAUCCUCAAGUCCCCCAGCUGGCCGGGACCAGCCGUAUUGACAAAUACGCCCGUGUUCUCUUCCCCCUAACCUUUGCCCUCUUCAACCUAGUGUACUGGUACAUCUACCUGGCCAAAGACACCAUGGAGAAGCCUAGCGUCAAGGAUCUCAAAGAUCCGAGUAAUAUGCCUCUGGUAAAAGAGACGGUGGACAGGCUGAUGAAAGGAUACGACAUUCGGUUGAGGCCAGAUUUCGGAGGUGCGCCGGUUGCUGUGGGAAUGAACAUAGACAUCGCCAGCAUUGACAUGGUCUCUGAAGUCAAUAUGCGCUGGCCCACUGAGGCUCAAAGGUCAGCCAUGUUGUCGGGCAAUAAAAAUGUGCAGGUCAGUCAGCAUCGUGGCCGCAGCCUCGCCUUCAUGACAUUACAAAUGUGCUAUUCUGAGAGGGAAGUGUCCUCCGAGUCCGAGGACUACACCUUGACCAUGUACUUCCAACAAGCAUGGCGAGACAAGCGUCUCUCCUACUCUGAGAUCGCAUACAACCUGACUCUGGAUAACCGAGUGGCCGACCAGCUGUGGGUGCCCGACACCUACUUCCUCAACGACAAGAAGUCCUUCGUUCACGGCGUCACCGUCAAGAACAGGAUGAUCCGUCUCCACCCCGAUGGCACCGUUCUUUAUGGACUCCGGAUCACCACAACUGCCGCCUGUAUGAUGGACCUGCGCCGCUACCCUCUGGAUGAGCAAAACUGCACCCUGGAGAUCGAAAGCUAUGGAUACACCACUGAUGAUAUUGAGUUUUACUGGCGAGGUGGAGAUGGUGCCGUGUCUGGGGUUGACAGAAUAGAGCUGCCACAGUUCUCUAUUGUCGACUACAAGCUCAUCUCCAAGAAUGUUGUCUUCUCGACAGGUUCCUACCCCCGCCUGUCCCUUAGCUUCAAACUGAAGAGGAACAUUGGCUACUUCAUCCUGCAGACAUACAUGCCUUCCAUCCUGAUUACCAUCCUCUCCUGGGUCUCCUUCUGGAUCAACUACGAUGCAUCAGCUGCUAGAGUGGCCCUGGGUAUCACCACGGUGCUGACCAUGACCACCAUCAACACACACUUGCGAGAAACCCUACCUAAGAUCCCCUACGUGAAGGCUAUUGACAUGUACCUGAUGGGCUGCUUUGUGUUUGUCUUCCUGGCCCUUCUGGAGUAUGCUUUUGUCAACUACAUCUUCUUCGGUCAGGGGCCCCAGCGACAGAAGAAGGCUGCUGAGAAAGCAGCCACGGCCAAUAACGAGAAGCUGAGGCCCGACCCUAACAAGUGGCUGGUGGGAAAUGUAGUUCAGAGAGAUGAUGCUCUGUAUGCCAGAAUGAAACAGAGGGAAAUUGACGCAUAUGACUCGAUGUGGGAUCCCAUCUUUGUGGACGAUGCCGCAUUAGGACUAGGCGAUCAAAGAAAUAAGAUGACCCCCGACGACAACAUCCUGUUCAGCGCCAUGGAGAUGAAGAAUGAGAUUGGCGGCGCCGGGGAUCUGUCCCGGGGCCUGGGAGCACCCGGAGAUCCCCGCAACACCAUGCUGGCCUAUGACAGCUCAACACUGCAGUACCGCCGGGCAGCCAUGGCCCGCCAGAACUAUGGCCACAGCGCCUUGGAGCGCCACGCCCAGAAGAAGUCACGCCUAAGGAGACGGGCCUCCCAGCUCAAGGUGAACAUCCCAGACCUGUCUGACGUGAACUCUAUCGACAAGUGGUCCAGGAUGAUCUUCCCCACUGUCUUCUCCUUCUUCAACGUGGUCUACUGGCUUUACUACGUCCAUUAAACACCGGUCUGGUGGCUGGCUCGCGUCAUGCAUGUGAAGAAGCAAGGGGGGGAGGCGGGGGAGGGAGAGAGGG